GGAAAUCUGGAAUGGCUUCGUUCAAAGGAAAGGAAGGAAGCUCUUGUGAAGAAACAACAGCCUUGCAAGAGACAAAAACCCUGGUAAAUAAUGGCCAGAACCAUGCUAAAGCUCCUGUAAAAAUGGAUGGGGCUAAAAGCUCCAAAUACGAGAGUUUAUGCAAGAUAAUUGCAGUCAUCAUUGUUGUUGUGGCUUUCGUAUCGCAUUUGCUACGUGGCGCACACGAGGGUAGGUUUUCUCGAGUUUUCUAUUUCAUGUUCUGUUUUCAUGCCUUGUUGCAUUUUGAAGUGAUAUCUCUUGUUUCCUUCCACCUUGAAGUUGGGCAAGGCUAAUAUUUAUAAGUGAUUGUUUGAGAUUUGUUUCGAGUCUUAAUUCGACCUGUUAAAUAUUAACGUGAUCUGUCUGACCGUCUGCUUCCUGAGAAACUGUCAAACGUUGUCAAUAAAAGGAAUUUUUGAAGAAAGAUACACGUGCAGCAUCGUUCUUCAAAAAAUUCCUUUUAUUUUUGCUGUGGUUAUAAUUUUGUCUUACACCAGAUCCAAAUAUGUAGAUGCUAUUCAUCUGACAAAAAUGUUUCCCUCAUAUUGCUAGGGAUACAACUAUAACAGACAGCUCAAGAUUAAUUCCUCGGUAGUCAAGUGGUUUUAUGCCCAGGGCCGUAGCAACCGGGGGGGCUGCAGCCCCCCCCCCCCAAUAAUUUGCUUAUAAUCAUUUGUUUUUCUAAAUCAUGCAGACUUUAGAUAUUACCCAUACUUUCUUGCAACUCAUCCAAUAUAUAGUUAAUUAGAUAUGCCUUCGCCCAUUUAGUACUACUAAAUUGUAAAUUUCGACAUACUAAAAUGCUGUUUUGUGACCAUCAGAAUUCUAUCAAAUCUUCCCCAAAGUCCAGAGACUCUAAAUUUAAAAAUUUCCUUGGGCCUUCGGCCCUCGCUUUCAGUCCCCCCAAUCGAAAAGAGCUUCCUACGGCCAUGAUGCCUCACCCCCAUUUCCAAAACUAGUAGGGGUGCACCCCCCAGUAAACCAUCCCUGCAUGUGCUAACAUCUCACCCCCCCCCCCCUUUGCCAAUAUUAGCACAAUAAUUGUGACACGUUUUCUCUAGGAAGUGGCAGUUGUACGCAUCUUUUGACAAAAGGAAGAUGGAGGGAGGGACUUGGAGAAGAGAUAUGGCAGCCUUUUGGUUGCAUGAUGCAUCAAUAUCACAUGAAGUAAUUUGAAAAUGAUAUAAUUACAUGUUCUAUAAUAUCACUUGGAUUUCAAUUCUUUCUGACAAUAGACAUUUAACUCAUUGAGUGCCAGGGAACUGUCCUCAACAAGUUAAAUAUUGGACUAGAGACUGUGCAACUUGAUGGCCGGGUUAACUACAUGCAGGCAUGGGUAGAGUCUAAUUAUCUCAUUGAACGUCAGUACUCUUCCCUUCAUGAGUAACAUUGUCUGGCAUUAUAAUCUAUUAGACAGAGUAGAAAUAAAGUAUUGUAAUGUUUAUUAGGGUGUGCGUAAUAUAGAACUUUAUGGGUUAACUAGACACAUGGGUAGAUAGUUUGAUUUACUUGUAUUGAGUGGCAGCACUUUCCCUUUGACAAUAAAAUGAUCUGGGUUACACAAAGUUAAAUAAUAAAGUAGGGAGUACAUUGGAGUGAUAUGAAAUUCAACGGUUAAUACUAGAUCACAUGGGUGGAUAAUCUGAUUAACAAUAACCUUACAGUAAUGACCAAUCUCAUUGUUGUUUUAAUUUAGGGAGAUUCGAACGUGUCUGCAAAACCGACCGCUGGCUUUUGUGGGUGAUUCACGAUUAAGAGAUGUUUAUAAUUUGUUGCUUCAUGAACUAGCUGGAACAGAUGAAGAAGCGAACAAAAAAGCUGUAUGAAUAAAUGUGCACUUGUCUCUUAUUGUACAGUAAACCUUGCCUCUCUGUUAAAAUGAAUUGCAAUAACCAGAAUCCAGCUCGAUGAGCAUGGAGCCAGGCACCUUAGGUUCAGGAAUUUGGGUCUCCUAUAAUUUGUAAACUCUGAGUUAGUAUACAAAGUCAUGUAAAAGUAGAAUCAUUAGGCAAGAUAUACGGAUUUGACUUGAAAAAAAAACAGGUUGGUAGGUUGGAAAAAAAUUUUAAAAAAAAACGUUGUUUUUCAAAAUUGUCACAACGAUAUCAUGACCCAGUAGUACAUAGAGUCAAAGUUUACUUGACGUGUACUUCAUGUCAGAACCCCAAAUUAACUAAAAUUGUAAAAUUGUUGACAUCCAAUUUUUUUUUUCACUUUCUGAAUAUUUACGGUCGGUGAAUCCGUAAACCAAUAAAUAAAAAAAGUCUCACCAUAUGAUAACAAUUUUCCCUUGUUUUUACAGCACCGCAAUUUGUCAUAUACUGGGGAAAACAAUGUAUCAAUAGUAAGCCGAAAGUUUAUAUUUAUAUAAAAACUGUAAAAUGAGUUGUUUUAAAUUAAGGUUGGAUAUAUUUUCACAUGUGUUUUACAUUGAGCGCCGGCGCACUUACUGUACUGUCCUUAAUUAAUGAGUAAAAUAAUAAAGAAGGCUGUAUCAUGAUGGCACAUUGCAACUUAAAGGAUGAAAAGGUCACCAAUCAUGAUUGUAAUAUGAUCCAUAAGUGACGAGUUUUUUGACUUGUAGAACUUCUUUUGGAUACCAGAAGUGAACGCAUCAAUGGAAUACUUGUUUAAGCAUUGGCUCAAGGUAUCAUUUUUACUCUUGACUCACUUUGUAACAUCGUACUAUUUUACUCUAAUUUCUUUUUCACUUUUUUAUAGCAUUCAGUGGGUCGACCAAGUUUCAUUGUGGCUGGGGCGUCAUUGGUAAUUUUGCUAUUAAGUCAUUCACACUAUAUUACCCAAUAUGAAUUAUUACAUUUUGAUAUUAAAGUUUAUUCCAUUAACAAUUAAGUUUCCUCCAUAAAUUGUUCUUUUUUCUAGUGGACAAUCAAGAAUAGAGAUAAUGCUUUGCAAGAAUACAAAGGUUUGCCACAAAACAUCGUACUAACAACCAGCAUUAAUCCAUUCAUUAAUUUAAUGGCCAACAUGUUCAUGAGAUAUGAGCAAGCUGUCUGCAUGGUUAACAUUUGUUUGACAUUUAAGUCAGAGAGUAAUAUAUCACAUAGAAAACUUCUGAUUGAUGGGAGGGCUACUAAGGGGCGGACCAUUAGAAAAGUGAUGGGGAGAGGGGGAGCAAAAAUAAAAAUUGCGCAGGGGAAACGGAAAGAAAAAAAAUUGUGCACCAAAACAGUUUGAAAAAAAAUUUGUGCCCCAAAAAAGUUUGAAAAAAAAUUUAUGCAGAGACUUUUCAAAAGGGAAAAUUAUAAGGUGAAAUAAAAAAAAAUUGUGCAAGGAUUAGGGAUUAUAUUUUAAAAAAUUAUCGGCACAAGCAAAAAAUUUAAAAAAAAUAUUUGUACAAGUUAAAAAAGCCCCCCCCCCCAUCAAUUUUCUAAUGGUCUGCCCCUAACUUCCUGACAAAUGACUUUUGCUUGAAAAGUUGAAGUAAUUCAAUCUCCUUGUAUUUUUCAGGUAGUUGUAUCCCUAUCAAUCCAAAAGUUUUGUUACUAUCAGUACUAUACCUACAAUGGCACAGAUCUUUCAAUAAUACUGCAUGUAUAUCAAUGGGUUAAAGUUGUGUUUCAUUGUAAUUCUGUGUUGUAGCGAACUUCACACGAGUCAAAGAUGUGAUGAACGCACUUGGCACUGUGAAUGAUGGAGAGUUUGAAAAAAUGUUGAAAGCUUCGAAAGCAUUGAAGAUUAAAGUGAACAGAGAUGAAUUUCCAAAAUCUCCUGUUGUUGCCUGGAAAUUGCAAGGUAAAUGAACAAUGGCAACAGCAACCAGAACAAUGGCAACAGCAACCAAGUUUGCUUAUGCAUCAUCAAUUUUGCAGCGUAAAGUGUGAAGGUAUAACUCUGUAAGUUUUUUUAUGUAGAACCUGUUGAUGAAUCUCUUCUCAGUGCAGUGCGAAAAACCAUUACAGUUGAAAAAAUUAAUAUCUAUAACAGCUUGGCUGAAAUAGCUUUGUAAGUACAAACAGUUUAUGCUGGGUAGCUUUUAUCAGAUUUAAACUGGUCUCUUUUUAAAUGGUCCAGUAAAGAUCAUAUCUUGUUACGGACAUAAACCCCCCCCCCCUAGCCCCAGAGUCCCCCCUCCACUCUUGUGAUGAAAGUUGGCUGUUUACUGUUUUGUAGAUAUAACACAUCAAUAAAAAUCUUCAAGCCAGGAAUGUUAGUUAAGAACACAGAGCAGUCAUCCACCACAGAUGGUUUACAUUAUGUAAACGGGGUUGUGCAAUGGGUUAGUAUUAUUUUAUUAUGAUAUUUAGCAAUUAAAUGGAAAAUCAAUGUCCAAUGGCUUUGAUGUCCACUGAGCUAAGUUAGGAAGCUACAGCUAGGAAGCACACGGAACAUAUUUAUGGAACAAUUAGACUAGCAAUAUGGCUUGAUUUUUUCCCAAAUAUGUGCAAUAUUUUAUUUCUUGUGUAGGAACUAUACAUUUUACUGAAUCGUUUCUGUAAUGCGUAUAUCAGACCGGCUGACGCGUCAUGCUGUGUACCAAGAGAGCAUACCACUCAACUUCAGUAUAAUUCUUUUGCCGUUUUUGUUGCUUGGUAAGUACUAAUCCCAUAAAUUUUUGUAUCAAUUUGAAAACGUUUGAUAAACAAACAACUGACAGACAAACAGAUGAAGACAUAUUCUCCUGCAUGGCGGAUGUAAUAAUACACUCUUUCGAAAAUUACGUCACAACUACACUGUUUUCAACUUAGGACCACCUUAAAUGGAAAGGAUUUCAAGUUUUUUUUCUCACGGGCUAUGCACAGAGAAACAGAACAUCCUUCUUCAACAUAUGCAUGAAAAAGAAUUAUUUAUUUUGACCAACAAAUGUGGAAAUAAGCUUUAACACGAAAACGAGGUCAUGACCUGGAGCCUCGUUCUCGUGUUAAUGCUUAUUUCCAUAUUUAUUGAUCAAAAUCCAAAAUUGUUUUUCGCGCAUGUGUUGAAGAAGGAUGUUCUGCUUCUCUGUGCAUAGCCCAUGAUAAAAAACUUGAAAUCCUUUCCAUUUAAGGCGGUCCGAAGUUGAAAACAGUGUAGUUGUGACGUAAUUAUCGAAAGGGUGUAUUAUCAAUGCAUCCUGUUACGGUCCUUUAUUAACUUUUUCUACGAUAUUUCACAGUUGACUCAGCUUGUUUUGUCUUUCCAGUACUUUGUUGUUUCUGGUGAUGUCUUUAUGUCGACGGUGUCGUUCACCACAGGUGCAACAAGAUGUUGAAAGUAAUGGCGCUCAACAUAAAUCAUCUUGUCAAUGGUUGUGGUCAGAAAGAACGUACUGCGUUCUUAAAGCUAUGGCAAAGUUGACUUUGAUCAUGGCGUAUUUUUAUGUUUGUGAUAGGUAGGUUAGCCAUGGCGGUGUUGGGUAGACUAAAGUCUGGUUUUACAGUACACUAUCAAAGUUUCUGUGAUCACAGUAGGAAAUUUGCAUGGGUAAAGUUUUGAAAUAUUUGUAUAAGAAAUGUUUGAAGAAACUGAAACAGUUAACAUUAUGUCAGUUCCCUUAAAUCCUUCAAAACUUAGAAUUUACAGAUGCAAAAUUCCUACUGUGAUCACAGAAUCAGAAGUAUCGUAUACUGUAGAUUGUUUGCUCACAUUAUUGUUUCUUCCAACAGAACAAAUAUAUUUAUGAAAGAACAAAAACAAUAUAGUAAUCUAGUGGUGGUGAUUACGUUGGUUGUUUUUCUAAUUCUUGGUGCUUAUACCUGGACACCAGUGCCGGCGUCAAAGGUACUGCAGCUAUAGUGUUAUACUGCACACUAUUUCUACUUUUGGAUAUCUCUUGUACAGCUAUAAUAGUCGUAUAGAUGUUAAAAAGCGCACAUGUUGUUUUCUGUAGAUUUCGUUUCUAAAUCGGGAUCAAUCAGACGAGUGGAAAGGCUGGGCACAGUUAAUGAUUCUUUUGUAUCAUUAUAUCGGAGCCAGUAAGGUACAGUACAUUAUUAUCUUUUCACAUUUUGAGUUAUUUCAAUUUUAUCAAAAUUACAGUUUUUCAUUACGUGAGUUCACAUUGUUUCACAUUUUGACUUAUUUCAAUACACAAUUAUCUCAUUAGACAUUACGGGAGAUGUCUCCCCAAACUGUUCGUAUACUGAGGUUUGCAAAACAAAAAGAUUUUUGAUUUUCGACUUUGUUUUUAAAUUCAAGGUUUUGCCAUUCUACGUAUUUAUCCGUCUCCUUGUCGCCUCCUAUCUCUUCAUGUCUGCUUACGGGCAUUUCACGUACUUUUGGAAGAAAGGCGAUUUUAGUCUGUACAGAAUGUGUCAGGUGAGCAAACCUUCGUUUAUUCUCUGUACUUGUUUCAUACAAAUACUCUUUUCUGUCAAACAGAAUUUGAUAUGAGCUUGUUCUCAGCUUGUUGACAAGUUGCAAAAGGUUGUUGAGCUCAACAGACUUGUUACAAGUUGUUGGAACAACUUGUUAUCGUCCUGCAAUUCAACAAUUUGUCAACAAGUUGUGAGUAACAAUCUUGUAGCAACUUGAUAAACGAACUGCGAACACAUCUUGUUGACAAGUUGUGAGAAUUUUACGUGGAUCCUCACGUUUGAGCUUAUGAAAUGACGUCAUCUUAUCUUUCGUUUGUAGGUUGUAGUGCGCAUGAAUAUUUUCGUUGUCAUCUUGUGUCUUGUCAUGGGUCGUCCAUAUCAAUUUUACUACUUCGUUCCUCUUGUGACUUUCUGGUUUCUUGUUUUAUACGUUGUUCUUCUUCUCUAUCCCAAAGUUACUGCAGAAUUGGUCAAAGGUAUAGUAGCUUAUUUAUACAAUAUUUUGAUACUACAUGUACUGUACACAGAACGAAAUGGUAUGAAUAAAGUCAGUUUAGUCAGAGGUAUUUCUCAUUGGUCCUGUGUUACUGCUAGAGAAAAUACUGUUGCUGGACCUCUAGUUUUGAACAUACUAGAGCUAUCCAGUAUAAAUAAAGUCAGUUUAGUCAGAGUUAUUUCUCAUUGGUCCUGUGUUACUGCUAGAGAAAAUACUGGUGCUGGACCUCUAGUUUCGAACAUACUAGAGCUAUCCAGUAUAAAUAAAGUCAGUUUAGUCAGAGUUAUUUCUCAUUGGUCCUGUGUUACUGCUAGAGAAAAUACUGUUGCUGGACCUCUAGUUUCGAACAUACUAGAGCUAUCCAGUAUAAAUAAAGUCAGUUUAGUCAGAGUUAUUUCUCAUUGGUCCUGUGUUACUGCUGGAGAAAAUACUGUUGCUGGACCUCUAGUUUUGAACAUACUAGAGCUAUCCAGUAUAAAUAAAGUCAGUUUAGUCAGAGUUAUUUCUCAUUGGUCCUGUGUUACUGCUAGAGAAAAUACUAGAGAAAAUACUGGACCUCUAGUUUUGAACGAUGCUAGAGCUAUCCAGUAUAAAUAAGGUUCGUUUAGUUGUUCAGUUCUGAGUCUGUGUCUUCAUCUUCUCUAGAAGAUCCAAAGUACUUGACGUGGAUUUCUGCCAAGCUACUUUUCAUGUUUGUCACAACAUACUUAAUUUGGAAUUCGUCUCUUGUCUGUCGAUGGAUAUUCUCCCAGUGGGCGAUCAAAGAACUGUUUGUAGAUCAGAAAGAUAACGUGAGGGAGUGGAUAUUUAGAUCAAAUUUAGAUCGUUAUGUAAGUAAAAUACAAGCAUUUCAUCUUACGUUUCUGUACAUACUGACUUUGUACACACGUAAAAAUCUCACAACUUUUCAACAAGAUGUGUUCGCAACAGGUUUGUAGCAAGCUUGUCAACAAGUUGCAACAAUGCUGUUGUUUUAUCAAGUUGCCAAAAGGUUGUCUCUCACAACUUGUUGGCAAAUUGUUGAAUUGCAGGACGAUAACAAAUUGUUGGAACAACUUGUAACAAGUCUGUUGAACUCAACGAUCUGUGAACGUGAACACAUCCUGUUGACAAGUUGUUGGAACAGCAUUGCUUGUUACACACUGAACCAACACGAAUGUUUUCUGCAUCCUUUCAGAUUGUUACGUAUGGGAUGUUGUUUGCUCUGGUAUAUCAAUUGUUUCGUAGUUAUGGCGUAAUUGAAGAUAAUAAUAUGAAGAGAUUGUUUCCACGAGCUGUGUCCUAUCUUGUCAAUUUUAUUUGUUUCAUGACAAUCAUGGUAGGUCGUCACAAUCCAAUUCAUUGCCUGAAGAAGAAAUGAGAGUAAAUUAGAAAAAAAUAUCUUAGGAUUGUUUGUUCUGAAUUUCAGGGUUAUUCCAUACAAGCUUAUGGUUGCCGUGGCAAGGUUCAAUGCAAUGCAGUUCAUUCUGUAGUAUCAUUUUUACCAGUAAGUCCUAGGACUGCAUGAUUCAUGUGCAUAGAUCUUAACGAAAGUGCUUUAAUUUUUCGCUGUAGAUAGGUUUCACUAAAUCCUGGUUUUAACGGUCGUAAAGAUAGAAUCACGAUCUUUUUCAACGGCCAGAUUAUAAUAGUUUUUACCAGUAAACCACAUAUAAAUCAUAAGUAUUCUCUAUGUAUAAUCACUCUGCCUAUUAUCAGUUCUAAACUGUUCUAUUUCGGCUGAUGAGAAAGAUCGUGACUCAAUCUUUAUGGCCGUUACGACCAUAUGGAAACUUAAGUGUGACGUGAAACGAACGUCGUAUAUAUUUACAGACUUACCUUCGUUACCAAAGUACACUGGCAACCAACAUUUGAUAUCCUGUAUUAAUUAACAGAUGUUGAUAAUUUCCUUAUUCUCUGUAGAUCACUGCAUUUCUUCUGUUACGUAAUGUCAGCGGUUUUAUGCGUUCACAUUUCAGUAUGUUUUAUGCUUGGGUUGGAAAAAUAUCUUUGGAGGUACGCUAAUGGUUAAUGCUAAUAGGUCAUGCCUUAUUACUACAUGUUACAAGUUCUGCAAUUCAGCAGUUUGUCAAUAAGGCUAUGUGCACACGGGCGUCGUUUUCGAGCGUUUUCAAAAACGUUUUUGUCCCUUUAAUCGCUUUGAUGCCCUGUUCACGUGGUUCAAAGGAAAAUAUCUCCAAUAUAUUAAAUAAACUACAACUUCAGUCGUAAAUUAAUAGUUUUCGCAUCCGUUUUAGCGUGAAAACGCAAAUGAAAACGCUCGAAAACGUUACCGUGUGCACGUAGUCUAAGUUGCGAGUGACAAAUUUGUAGCAACUUUUAACAGCAUUGUUACAACUUGUUCACAAGCUUGCUACAAGCCUGUUGCGAAUACAUCUUGUUGACAAGUUGUAAGAUUUUUACGCGUGUAAUAUAGAUGCCCGCGUGGCCUAUACGAGAACCUGGCCUCACUGUCCUUUGUUCUUAUCUAGCUGUUCGUGGGUCAAUACCAUAUCUGGCUAGCGAAUGACACCAAGGGAAUUCUAGUUCUUAUCCCAAACCAACCGCUAUUGAACGUGAUCAUCACGACAUUCAUUUUUGUGUGUGCUUGUCAUGAAGUGAAUAAAGCCACCGGUGUUUUGUCUGACGCGCUGGUUGCUAAAGAUGUCCGGAUCAUGCUACGAAGACUUGUCAUAUUUAUAAUUAUGUUAUUUAUUAUAUGGUGGCAUAAAACCCACCAUGAUAAAGGCAAGAUGCAUUGAUAUAACAUGUUUUCAUGUUAUAUAAAUAAUAGCCUGCGCCAGGUAUAAUAUAUGUGCAUGGAUUUCACUAAGUGAGAUAAUAUUGAACAAAAUUGUACUACUAGUUGUACUAGUGAGUUGUAAAUAUAUUUAUUAUAGUUACAUAUUUUAAUUAAAUCUAAUUCGCCCUACUGGUGAUCCAACUCCAUCCAAGAUUACGGAUCGACAACUUUACGUGGUGUAUUCCUA
Molecule: messenger RNA, 9761 nt
Organism: Paramuricea clavata
Lineage: Eukaryota; Metazoa; Cnidaria; Anthozoa; Malacalcyonacea; Plexauridae
Source: the annotation of a GenBank genome assembly